AUGCCUAAUAACGUAGCUCCCUCCACCAGGUCCCAAAAAUACCAAAUUAUAACGCGAUCUAGGGUCCUAAUUGGUCGAAUUAAGAAAGCAGUUACUCCCCAUCCGUCCUGGCACCCAAUAUCAGCAGCUCGAUCCAGACCAAUUGACAAUUAUCAGUCCUCCCCUGCUGCCCUCACGGAUGCUGCAGGCCCCCGAUACAUGGCCUCCCGACACAUGGAGAUGACACUGUCCCAGAAGCCCAGAAGCCCGGGAAACUUGGAAGCAGAUGAAGGGGACUCACCUUCCACGAUAGAGCUGAUUAGGAGGGACCUCUGGGCCAUCUCCUCAUUCAUGUUCAAGAAAACGGAUGCAGAUGCCAAUGAGGCGUCCUUGAAGCACACAAUUUGGGCGAGUGUGCUGCCAUCCGCCAAGAUGUCUCGACACUCCAGGAACAGGUCACGGAACUGGAAUCUGCCACCGAACGCUCCAACAUCCAACAUGGUGCUGCUGAAGUGGUGGCUACAAGGCAGGAGGCAAGUUGAAGACCUUGACAAUAGGAGCCGUCAAGGUAACAUCAGGAUCCAUGGCCUUCCAGAGGAUACCCUGACAGAGCCUCUGGAGUCAGCUUUGCAGGCCCUGUUCAACUCCAUUCUGGGGAAUGAUACCAAGAGCAUCCAGUUGGACAGGGCUCACCGGGUAUUCUGCAAACAGCGACAGAUUGAGAACGCAGAGACAUGGUUUGCUCAGUCCACUCCUUCAGUCAAAAUGAGCGGAUAA
Messenger RNA from Pelobates cultripes (western spadefoot toad), 756 nucleotides. The record is from the annotation of a GenBank genome assembly. Lineage: Eukaryota; Metazoa; Chordata; Amphibia; Anura; Pelobatidae.